Molecule: messenger RNA, 1072 nt
Organism: Lates calcarifer (barramundi perch)
Lineage: Eukaryota; Metazoa; Chordata; Actinopteri; Centropomidae
Product: iron-sulfur cluster assembly scaffold protein IscU
Exons: 5
Coding region: 63-560 (165 amino acids)
Biological process (GO): intracellular iron ion homeostasis; iron-sulfur cluster assembly
Cellular component (GO): cytoplasm; mitochondrial matrix
Molecular function (GO): ferrous iron binding; 2 iron, 2 sulfur cluster binding
Source: RefSeq, a predicted model, not a curated record
CCUGCUCCAGCUCGAGCUGCUCUAUUCCCUUUCAAACUGCGUCAUUCUCGCUGUCUCUCAACAUGGCGGGUACCGUGGCGAACAAGUGUCUCAGUCCUCUGGCUUUCCUCACCAGGAGGCUCUCUGCUCCGGAGUUCAUCACUCAGUGCUGUUACCACAAGAAGGUAGUAGAUCAUUAUGAGAACCCAAGGAACGUGGGCUCCCUGGACAAAAACUCCAAGAAUGUUGGAACCGGCUUGGUGGGAGCUCCAGCCUGUGGAGAUGUAAUGAAGCUGCAGAUUGAGGUUGAUGACCAGGGGAAGAUUGUGGACGCCAGGUUCAAAACCUUUGGCUGCGGCUCUGCUAUCGCCUCCAGCUCUCUGGCCACCGAGUGGGUGAAGGGCAAAUCUGUGGAUGAAGCUUUGACAAUAAAGAACACUGACAUUGCCAAAGAGCUCAGUCUUCCACCGGUUAAACUUCACUGCUCCAUGCUUGCGGAGGAUGCCAUCAAGGCUGCUCUGGCUGACUAUCGCCUCAAGCAACAGGACGACCAGCAGGAGGCAGUCAGGGCCAGCAAUUAAACUGAGCACUCUCACUCUCACUCCGAGCUGGACGCCACUGCUCGCUUCCAGGAAGAGAAGUAGCAGCAAGUCCAUUUUCCUGCAGUAUCAAUAACGCACACCUAAUAUGUUGAUGACAAGUUAACCACCAUCAACCUUCUGUAGCAGUGUUACGCCAGGCUUAGUCUGUGGUCCUUCAACCCUGCACCCUUUAUCCUUUAGCCUGUCACGUAAACGCACAAUGUAAGCACUGUUUGGGUUGUUGGUACAAAGUUGAGCCUUAUUUUUGAGAUUGUGAUAUAUUUUUGGAUUUCGAGCUUGAGGAGCGCACAUUUCAAAUGGUGUGAUAGCAGAUAUCAGUUAAAGAUGAGAGCUGUUAAAGUGUCCUGUCUGCACCCUAAGCACUGACCUUUUGAUAUGCAAUUGAGCAAAGUGGCUUGAAACAAUGACAAAGACCCACUGGUUUUAUGUAUAAUUUAUAAUUAUUUAGUAAUGCUUCCUUGAUAAUCUGCAAUAAAACUAUCCUGAAUCAC